CUGCUGCAGCAGGUGGUGUAAAGCAGCCCAGGUGGCAGCAGCAAUGGCUGGUGCACACACACACACACGCAGAGAGAGAGAGACAGUGGUCAUGCCAUUUUCCAUGUGCCUUGCUGGGGGCGAGUUUGCGCCCCACGAGCAGAGAGAGCAGCUAUUUUGAAAGUGACCCCUCAUUCAGGCAGCGACUCUGCAGCUGUCAGGAACUAUGACUGAAGAUGACGGAUUCUGUUGUCGUGGAGGGAUACGCCAGACUCAGAGAUGGAAAAAAGUGGAAAACUAGGUGGCUCGUUCUUCGCAAGCCGUCGCCUGUAGCAGACUGCCUCGUGCUGCUGGUUUUCAAAGACAAGUCCGACAAAGCGCAGGGCAACAAGGAGAGAGCCUGUGUCACCUUGGAGGAGAUCUGCGGCCUGGAAGCAGGACAGUGGUAUGAGGGAGUGGCUUUCACUCUGGCCAUCCUCUGUCUGAACCAGGCCGCUCUACUGGGUUUCGACAGCAGGGAGGCCUUGCAGGCGUGGGACAUCCGCCUACGGUACAGCCUCGGAGAGGUUCACAGAUUCAGUGUCGGAGUCUUACCAGGGACCAGGUUGGAGACUGGACCUGCAACUCUUCAUUUGUGCAACAACUUACUGGCUCUGGCCCGGGACGUCCCUCCUGUUAUCAUCGGCCACUGGAACCUUCCGGACCUGCGCAGAUAUGGACCCGUACCCAAUGGAUUUGUGUUUGAGGGAGGAACAAGAUGCGGUUACUGGGCUGGUGUUUUUCUGCUCGCAUCUACUGAGAGCGAGCAGAUCAGCUUUCUAUUCGACUGCAUCGUCAGAGGCAUCUCCCCCACCAGAGGCCCUUUUGGACUGCGGCCAGUUUUGCCAGAUCCCAGCACCAGUCAGACCGUUUCGGAGGAGAAGCUGAACCACGAGGCUCAGGAGCUGGAGAAACGGCUCAGCAUGCUCUCUCACAGGAGCAGCACAGCCUCUUCCACAUACUGCCCGUCUGCUGGGGGAGACGACCGCAGCAUUUCCGGCUCCUCCGACACUUCCGACACCAGCCAAUCAGACUGUAGUAUCGGCAGCCGGCUGGCCAUUUGGACCGAACCGGCCUCCGCUCCAUCUGAAAACGUCGCCCACGCGGCCGCCAAAGUGGCACUUCAGAGCAUCGAAAAGCUGUCAGUCAGCCAGGGGGCUGGGAGUCGGCCCGCAGCCAAGCCUCCCCGGCAGCUUCAGGAGAUUGGACGACAGAGUUCAUCUGACAGCGGCAUCGCCACCGGGAGCCAUUCCUCUUACUCUGGAAGUUUCUCCUCCUACACAGGCAGCCUGGAUAUCACCCCAGGGGAGGACUUUGGGUCUGUUUUCAGCCUGCCUCCCCACUUGGCUCAAGAUCUGAGCCCUUGUACUUGCCCCACUGCCCCCGGACAUGAGUACCAGGUGCCGACAUCACUCAGGUAUCUCUAUGACACUCCUAAGAGUGUUUUACAAGAGGGAAAUGUGGGCGACAAAGACAAUGAACCCUCCACACCAACUAAGGACACUUCUGCCUCGUCAGCCCUCACAACAAAGUCAGCAACGGGGGAUAAAAGCAGCGCCACAACUUGUGAGGGUUCCUCAGAAACUACUGAAAGACUGUCAGUGAGUGAACACUCACAGGGACCUUCAGAGGAGAGUAAAAAAAACAAGGUGGUGCCCUCCAGUGAACAUCCUGACUCCUGUCACAUCUGCAGCUCGCUCACUGUCUCCAAAACCAUUGUAACCAUCUGCUCAGUGUGUGGUGGAUUUAAGGGAACAUCGUGCAUCCCUGCAAGUGGUUCAGUGACAGCUGCCAUGCCAGCAGAUCAAAGUGUUGACAAAUCACCAUGCAGACCCAGCACUGCCAGUGAAUACAGUAUGACAGUGAAGAAAAUUCUGGAGAAAUCCCGGGCCUCUCCUGGCUCUGGAAGCAUCCACUGGACGAGUGAGGAUUCUCCGCUGCCAAAAAAAGGAAGAGAGAAAUUAGCCAGUCUCUUAGCUGAUCUGCUAGGCUUUCCAACUGCAGAUAGGCAGCCAGAGGCAAAGAUAAACAGACUGAAUUUGUAUGAGUCAAUGAGCCCUGCUUUUGGAAAUGAGCUCAGACUGGCACCGACUGGUACCUGUGUACCACUACAAGACUCACAGCAAGACAGAAGAGCUGUCAUUUAUGAAAACUGUCUCAAAUGUCUCCGAGAGCACUGCCACCCUCCUCCCCGGGUCAUACCUGCUGAAAUGUACCGCAACAGAAACAUUUCCACUUUGCACUCCUCUCCAUUUGGGCUGCACCUGAAGAAAAGGCAAGAACAUGAAGUAGCUGUUAAUGAGGAACUGCUCCAUCAAGCUCGCAGUGAUGGAUCGCAGAGUGUGGAUGGGCAGUGUCAGUAUGAGGAGAUGAAUGGGCGCUCAGUGACCAGUGAAGACAAAAGACUUAAUAGCAAAGAGGAAAGACGCAGAGCUGAUCCUGCUUAUGAGAUCAUGGAGAGUCGGGCGCCGGAGAGAAACUCCGAGGCAGAAGAAAAAAGCAAGUAUGAGUUAAUGGGAAGCUGUGGUCAGCAGAGGUUCCUUCAAGAAGCUGAGGGGGCAGUGUUCGUUUUCCCCCCUGAGGCAUCACUUCCUGAGAGGCCUUGCAGCGAGGGUGUGACAUAUGUGAAUAUUCCUGUCAGUCCCACAUCCAAGAAGCAGCUCAACUACAUGGAACUCGAGCUGCAGGAGCCAGGUACCAGCACCCGAGGGACUCAGAGGAAGAGUUCCACCAAAUACGCGCAAAUUGACAUCACUGCCACAGAGACAGCCCACAAAGUUGGCACGCAGCAUGCCCUGGGACGGCAGGAGGGCCUGCACACUCUGGAGCUGAGAAGAAAGGGGACGCCACAUUGACUUCUUCAUCACUGAACUGUUGAUCUCAGGAGGAUGUUUCUGCAUAAGACCGGCCCACCACAUCAAACUGUAAAGAAAUAUAGCUUGGAGGGGUUUAUUUAAGUUCUGACUGUUCCAAAAAGAUCCUCUGAGAUUCGCUGUAGGUUUCCUUCUCUGUUCUGUUCCAUCUUUUGAAUGCAGAUUUGUUUUUCUGGAGGUUGCUUCAGCCAGUCAGCAUAUACCCAAAUCCCAGCAAAUGUCAUCUGAGCAGUGUUCAUUUUCUUAGAUUCAGACUUGUUUCUGUAUUCACAAAGCUGUAAGCUGAAAGAUGGAGCCUCCUUGGAACAGCCUGGCACAGAAUCAGGAGCAACAUUUCAAUCUUGGUCUCCUUUGUGGACUCAGGCAUCUCAUUAAAUAGCAUUAUGUCAGCGCCGGAGCCUCAGGCAAACUUGGAGGAAGAUGUGCCAGUCUUGAGUUGAGUCACCGGUCCUGAUAAACCCCCAGAGCAGAGGCAUUUCACAGCUCCCUCGGGCCAUCCCUAAUAACAUUCAGUAUGCUGUUUUUGUCCUUGUUUGGGAGAACAGAGGAAGGGUGGCGGCAAAGGAAUCAGAGAUGCUGUUUAUUCUGACAAGGAGUUCAAACUUAUUUAUUCCUCAGUGAUCAGUAAUUCCACAUAUAGCUGCACAAAACUCUUUUCAGUAUAUUCUGAUGUAGUAAAACCUUCUUAUUCAGUCUUACUCAGAAUGCUGCACAUUUCAGGCUAGUUCACUGUUAAAAGAUCAAUGUUUAUAUAGGUUAGGGCAGGCUAAAUAAUGGCUCUGCAUAAUACUUCCAUUGCGCAUGGCGACUUUUGUUUGCCUGGGUGUAACUAAUGAAUUUGUGUUUAUCAUAUGAACAGAAUCUCAAUGCUGUGUUUUGUUCUGCUUCACAGUUCAUUUAGACUGGGAUUUACUGUGGAAAAAGUCUUCAUAAAUAAUGCAAUACAGAGAGAAAAUCCCAUAAACAACAGAUGUCUCCCAAACCGACUUUCAUUUCAUUUCAAAAUUAAGUAUUUGAAAAGUUUGUUUUUUUUAUGAACUCACUUAAGUGGUUAAAAUCUCAUCCUUUUUAUUAGUAUUCCUUAUUGUGUGAGUGCACCUAGACAUUUUUACUGAAGCUGCAAUUAUAAAAACAUAAUUUGGUUUGUGUUGUGUAGAGCUGCUCAUCUUAGCCAAUAUAUUGUUUUUGUCUCGUACUCUUCAUUUUAUUUUGAUAUCUGUAAAUAGAUUUUCUUUCUAUUUAGGUCACGUGGAUUGUAUAUUGUAAAAUAUACAUGUGAAGACAUAAUGUAUGUACAGUAAAGAUGUAAGGCGCUAUUUUUUCUUGUAAACUAUUUUUCUUGUGAAUUAUUUAUAACAUUAACUACUGCUGUGUGUUCAGGUUUUCUAGAGUCGGAUCCCCCCAUGUACAGUUGUAAACCGGUUUAGUACCAUAAUAUAAUAUAUAAAGUAGCCUUAUAAAUUAUCAUGUUUUCAUUCAACACUGUGGUCGAACAUUUUUUAAUGUAGACUGAUGCACAAUAUGAAGGCAGUUAACACUAAUCACAACAAAAAUAUGUGACAUUUAGUGACUUAUGACUAGUGUGACUUUUAUUAUUUUUAAAUAUCAUCAAAUUAUCUUAAAAAGCUAUUAGAAAUUAAUUAAACAUGCAUUUAACACACUAUAACGCUCAAAGUAAAAAACUGUAAUAAAAAGGUUAUUAUAUUCACCAGUUAAUAACUAUUUCUUAUUUUGCCUUUAAAUUAUGAAUCAAUUGUUAUUCCAUUAAGUGGCUGUCUGAUGUUAGACGCCCUCUGGUGGCUGUAUUAAACAUCUGCAUGUGUUGACUAAAUAUUUAGAAGAAAACAAACGCACAACAACAAUAAAUGUACUUGGUUAUUUU
Molecule: messenger RNA, 4773 nt
Organism: Lates calcarifer (barramundi perch)
Lineage: Eukaryota; Metazoa; Chordata; Actinopteri; Centropomidae
Product: protein Dok-7
Exons: 13
Coding region: 216-2873 (885 amino acids)
Biological process (GO): neuromuscular junction development; positive regulation of protein tyrosine kinase activity
Molecular function (GO): protein kinase binding
Source: RefSeq, a predicted model, not a curated record